Bombyx mandarina (wild silkworm) is the source of this 3094-nucleotide messenger RNA. RefSeq lists its product as uncharacterized. Lineage: Eukaryota; Metazoa; Arthropoda; Insecta; Lepidoptera; Bombycidae. Gene Ontology annotation, molecular function: protein binding. The record is from RefSeq and is a predicted model, not a curated record.
UCGCGUCUAUGGCCCAAGCCUUCUAUUGACAUUACAAAUCGUUUUCAUUUUUCUAUUACGUCUCCGAUUCCCUCAGCGGCAAAUCGUCAAAUAAGUUUUCUUAGUGAAUUACCGCAGGCGGUUGGCGGUUUCCCCUACGGAUUGUCCCUCCCGCGACUCCCGCCGACCUCCCUCGGUGGAGUGGGCCAUUCAGAGACGGUUCGCGAAGCUCUCACUCACGGUGCUUUGCGCCUUUGCUUCAGUUUGGCGGGCUUAGCGUCAGUUAACAGCCGUGUGCGACUAUAUUAUUGCAACACGUCUUGGCGGGAAAGCAAAGCUCGCGAGUAAACUCGAGACUGACCAGCACACUGCAGUUGAUGUGUUACCCGUGAAUUAUGAACGUCAAAUCAAGCACUAUAAUGUACUUACUAUGGUUCGCCUUAUUUAUUGUGAUGAUUUCACAAGCCAGUGCAUCAUUAUUGGGCUCUCAUUGUCAAAGCAAUGCAGACUGUAAAGUGGCCUAUGCUCAUUGUGACAGAGGAAUGUGCAUGUGUCAGCCCUAUUAUGCUCGCGUUGAUAACUCCACCUGCUUGGAAUCAACUCUACUUGGUUCGGAGUGCAUGGUGGCUGAGCAGUGCACGCAGAAAGUGGCUUACAGCGCAUGCUUGGAAGGCGUUUGCCGUUGUACAGACGGACACCUACAAUUUAGAAAACACACCUGCCUAUCCCCUGCUCCGCCCGGUCACGUUUGCUACAGUAAUGAACAUUGCCGGUUAUGGGAUAAGGAAAGUCGAUGCGAAUUCGUGAUUCUAAAUCUAUUCGGGAGAUGCGCUUGCAAUUCCUACUAUAAACAAAAUGGCGAUAAAUGUGUGCUCUCGAAGAUUUCCCCCUAUGCAACCGAAGCAGUGAUCGCAGAACAAGAUUCCGCUCUGAGUCCUAUGAAUGGCCCUCAAAAUACGAUGAAUAGUAAUGGCCAGACUUCCUUCAGCGCUGAGUCAGGAUUUAAUGAGAGAAACCAAGCUCGACCAAGCAAAACUCCCAUAUUUUCCGAUAAUGAUGUUUUGAGUACAGAAGACGAUAAUCUAUUAAUGCAAGCCGUAUUGAAGGUGCCGACUAUAGAACCAGCCAAAAAAUUACCUGUCUCUAACAGAAAAGAGGGCGAACCAAAUGAGACGGUUGGUGUUAAUGAAAUGACUGCAAACUUGCACGCAAACGAUCAACCCGUUUACAGAGUUGUGACGCAACCAACAGUAGAUAAAAAGUCUAAUAAAAAGACAGGGUCCACAAAAGAAACUUCAGAAGGUAAACCACACAAAACUGGACAUCAAAAAAAAUCAUCUCUCAAGGAUAAGCAACGCAUUCGCACUGAUGUCUCUGGCGACCUUGGACCUUCAUCUCUAGGUAUGCCUUGUAUGACAGACUCACAAUGCCAUCUAGUGGAUCCUCAUACGAAAUGUUUAAACAAACGAUGCGAUUGCGCUCAUCGCACUAAUUCGACAUCAGCUUGUUCGGCUCGCAACAGGGGCUGCUUACCUGGAACGUUUCAAUGUCGAUCUACGGGCACCUGCAUAAGCUGGUACUUCGUCUGUGAUGGGCGUAAGGAUUGUUCUGAUGGAUCCGAUGAGAAGUGUCAAGGUACUGGCGGAGAUGGGACGGGCGAGCGGUGUCCUAUGAACUCGUUCAGAUGUGGGGGUCCAGGUUCACCGUGUGUAUCAAGGGCGGCCAGGUGUGAUGGCACUCCACAGUGUCCCGGAGGCGAAGAUGAAAGAAACUGUAAGGCGACGAGACGCAGGGGAUGUCCCCGUCACACGUUCCGUUGUGGUUCUGGUGAAUGUUUACCGGAGUACGAGUUUUGUAACGCUAUAAUAUCAUGCAAAGACGCUUCCGAUGAACCACCACAUUUAUGUACAGAACAAUCAAGAUGGCGAGCCGCUGAUUUCUGCCCUCUUCGAUGUGGAAAUGGCCGUUGCAGAAGCACAGCUGUAGCAUGUUCAGGGCGCGACGGGUGUGGAGAUAACAGCGACGAAAUUGCAUGUUCUGUUUGUAAGUGUCCAUCGCCUCAGACGCCUUGAGAUGAGCCGUACUGAAACAUGGAUUACAUAACGAACUGGAUCUCAAUGCUCAACUUUUUUUUAUAAUAAAUAACAACCACAUUAUCCAUAAUUUAAUACUUUUAUAUAGUAAUUUUUAACACGUAAAAUUUCGACUAUUUAUUUUAUAAAGUAACGAUCGAUACGAAAUCGAUCAGUUAAAAAGUUACUACAGAAACAAGCCUAUCCCCAUAUUCUUCUGGAUUACUGUAAAAAAAUGGCUUGCUUUCACGACACUUACACACUAAGACUGAAACUUAAUAUUAGGUAGUAAAAGAAAACGAUAUGAUUAUUUAACUAAACAUCGGUUUUGACAGACAUAAAGAAAUGUUUUUUUUUUUAAAUCCCAGUGAUAGAAACCUUUCUUAACCACCUGUCCAAGUCACAGAGUUAGCUCUGACUACCUUUUAGGCAUUCCAGUGAGUGAAAGACGAAAAUUUGCAAAACACAUAUUUUUCUAGCCAUUUUAAAGAAAAAAGAGCACUAUUCUGCAUGAUGAGCAUUAUUCUAGUGGUGAGCAAUCUACAAAAACUGACUACUGACUGUCGUAGCUAAAAUCGAGUGCCGUACGAGAAGUUUACUGCAAAGUAAAUUACAAUAGCUGUAAGACCAAGAUUGUACUUACGAGAUUUUCAAUACCUAUUUUGUUAAUGCUGACUGGAAUUCAAUUUAUUGCAAAAAAAAAACAUACGAUUCGAUUAAUUCCAAUACAUCCUCACAAAAACUAUCUUUAACAAAAGCGUAAGGUUAAUGACAUAUAGCAACAUAUUGAAACUUUUAAUAGGCACUAAAAUGAAAUAAAGCACUUUUGAAAUAGGUAAAAGUAAAUAAUUUUACUAAUGAAAUUUAUCACAUUCCUCCGAUAAAUAGAGCGAUAUUUUAGAUAUAAGAUUUAUGUAUAAGUGCUGCGUAAGCAUGUGUGUAGUUUGCUGGACUAGUUUAGUCUUGUGCAACUUAUUGUAAUAUAGUGUGAUUAUGUUUUGCGUGAAUGUGUUAAUUAUUUAUUAAAGUACCUUUCAAUUUUG